This is a messenger RNA of Zingiber officinale, 2224 nucleotides long. Its product is annotated as protein downstream neighbor of Son-like. The coding region runs from base 199 to 1626 and encodes 475 amino acids. NCBI's taxonomy places the organism in Eukaryota, Viridiplantae, Streptophyta, Magnoliopsida, Zingiberales, Zingiberaceae. The transcript is spliced from 14 exons. Gene Ontology annotation, biological process: nuclear DNA replication. Gene Ontology annotation, cellular component: nucleus. The record is from RefSeq and is a predicted model, not a curated record.
UUUUCCGAAACUUCCACAUCCCCCGCUUCGCCCCUUUUUUCAAAUCCCCCGCUUUGCCUCCCUGCGACGAUCUCGUCGCCCUCUAUCGCCACUUCUUCGUCGCCGCUUGUCGUCACUCGCAGCACCCACGCUGCCGAUUAUCUUCGCCAGUCGCCUUGCGGAAGGCAACGGAGGCUGGCGACGGAGGCUGUUGGAGCGAUGAAGCGGAAGACGCCAUUGGAACUUAGGAGUGAACAGUUGAAGCAAAGAAAUCGUCAGAUAAUUGAAGAAAAAAUUGUGCCUACUCGUCUUGCUUCAGAAAGUAUUGAGAUCAGGAAAAGUGAACAGUUGAAGAUUCAAAAAUAUUUUAAUAUUCGUGUCAAUGAUGUCUAUCCUAUUAAGAAGUCAAGUGAAAGAUGUAGAGUUUUAUAUGAAGAUGCAAUGGCCAAGGAUCUUUCGAGUGUUAGUGGAUUUCCUAAUGUUGUUCUUAACCCUUCUGGUCCUUCUUUACAAGUCGAGGGCAAAACAUCAAUUUUGUGUGAAAAUGUGUCUGGGUUAAAUGAACUUGAAGGUGCUGAUCAAUCAUGCACAGAUAAGAGUUUUCAAGGUUUCCGGAAGAUCGAUAGAUGUAGCCAAAAUAUGCUGCGUAAUGUUGUCGAGCUUCAUCUGGGAGAUGAGACCCUUGCAACUUCUGCCAAAAUUGAUAUGGAAAAAGCACUUAGGGGGUUGGAUGUUCAUCAUAUUCCUGCCAGCUUAACUAUGGUGCCUGUUGGUCCUGGAAAAAUGGAUAAUCAUCCUUCAAAUUCAAGUGCUUUUGGUUCUGAAUUUGAGAUGUCAGGUCGUAGAACCACUUCUGAAUUUGAGAUGUCAGGUCCUAGAAUCCCUUUUGAUUUUACCCUGAAAACCAGUGUGCGGUUGGUCUCUUCAUCAUCUGUUAAAUGGUGCCACAGGUCGUUUGCAACCCCCCCAAUUGAUGCAAGCUGUAAUCUGUACAGCUUGUCGUCUAUAGAUGGUGCUACUGCCCAGGUGAAGUUCUAUAAAUCACUUCACUCAUGGGUAUAUCCCCAGUCUUCUCUACCUGCUUCAGUUGUGUCAGUUUUAGCUUCAUCUGCUGGAAAGGAAGAAGCACACUUUUGGCUGAAAAGGCAGCAGGAUUGGGAAGACUCACUUCGAAGCCUAUACUACAUGCUAAGAAAGAACAUUUGUAACAUGUUUUAUGUUUAUACUGUGCAGUUUGUGGCUUUAUUCAUUGGUGGCAACUUAUUGGGGAAAAAGAAGCGCUCAUGUAUUGCUUACGUAUCACAAUCUACACGUGGUCUACGAUCCUUGCUAAGAAAAAAUAAAAUAAAUUUUACCAUGCCACUCGGUGGUGUUGAAGUGGAGCACUCAAUUGAUGACGACUUGGUUGAACUUAUGGAAAUUGAGAAGCGAAAAUUGGGCCAGAUUUUCCAUCUGAGCUCAUCGAUGGAGAACGUGGAUAACACUUCUCGAUCCCUCCUUUCAUUUAGUGGACAUGAGGAGGUCCAAUCUCUAUAUGAUAUACUCAUAAACUACAGGAAAACCUUGCAUUCCUUUACUGGUUCAGAUGUUCCUGUCUUGUUUGCACCUGUCCCAUUCCAGAAUGCAACCUUACAUUUCCAGAGAUGACAUGUAAGGAGAUAAGGAAAGCUGAUAUGAUCUUUACAUCAUCUAGUGGCUCAAACACUAGUGAUACAGAAAUGACACCAGGUUUUGGUGGACUUUGUUUUAGCGUUGAACUAAAGGAUACAAUUAUUCCACCAUGGGUCGUCUAUGGUGUUUGGUCAGCGAUGAGCGCCGGGGGGACUAGUUUCCAGUCUCUUUUGAGGACUGAUCCUUUGUCACUUGGCUUAAAUGUUGCCCUUAAAUCUGUCUGCUCUGAAGUGCAAGAUGGUGGUGCCUCUGGCCUUCCUGCUGCGAUUAUGAACCCUUCUCUGAGCGGUGCGGCUCUACAACAGCUCAAUUUUUCUGAUGGUGUAUAUACUGCUAACAUCACACCCAUUCUUUGAUGAUUAAAAAACCAUGCCCCGUAAUGAAAAAAGUCUCUUCCUACAAGUGUUUAUUUCCUUAAAUAUGAUCUUAUUCCAGAGAUGCUCAAGUCGGAAUUGGAUCGCUGGUGUUGAUCUGUCUAACUUGGACUAGAAUGAAAAAGCUUUUUCAUGCUGCAAAUUAUGUAUUUGAUUGCUUGUAUCUUAUUUUACAAUUCUCUAUCAUGCGAAUUAAACUU